Messenger RNA from Hypoxylon fragiforme, 1298 nucleotides. RefSeq names its product BIG1-domain-containing protein. The coding region runs from base 290 to 1102 and encodes 270 amino acids. The transcript is spliced from 4 exons. Gene Ontology annotation, biological process: (1->6)-beta-D-glucan biosynthetic process; fungal-type cell wall biogenesis. Lineage: Eukaryota; Fungi; Ascomycota; Sordariomycetes; Xylariales; Hypoxylaceae. Gene Ontology annotation, cellular component: endoplasmic reticulum membrane. The record is from RefSeq and is a predicted model, not a curated record.
AUCCUUGAGCCAGUGAAUUUAGUGACCCGUUCAGGUACUUAUCGCCCAUAUUCGCCCCCGAGGCUGCCGCACCCACUGCCACCCAGUAUCUAUGUAUUGUAUGUAGCUAGGCCGGAAUAAGCCGUUUUGGAUAGUUAAGCCCUGGAGCGCUUCCCUGUUGCUCAAACGUCAACUUCAUUUAGAAGCUUCAGCCUUCUAAGCUCCAUCUUAUUCUACGUACCUCAUUAUUAUUACAUCAAUUCACCAACGUAACCAAUUUCCACAUAAAGGCUCAACUUCAAUCAACAAUAUGCGUCUCUUCCACACUGCUGCGGUGUUAGCAGCUUGCUUCACAUCGGCGCAAGCAUUCUCUGAUACUUCCCCUUUCAUCCUGUUCUCGACAGCUAACCUUUACUUCCCUGGGAAUCACAAAGAAAUACAGUCAAGCACCCAAGUUCAUAAUGAUGUCGAGCAGAUACUGGCUAAUUGCCCAACCGAGCGAUACCUCAUUAUCAACCAACCGAAUCUCAACAAUGCCGACCUGUCCUGGAAAAACUUGGACAAGAUGAUCAACCUUGUUCACGCAGUACAACUGGCUUAUACGCGAUGGAGUACUGUCGAGGUCGUUGGAGAGAUGGACACCAAGGAAAUAUCGGCAUACAUCCGGAAAGUCUGUGCGAAUAAGAGACAGCCCUUCAUCGAAGAGCUCACCUUUGCUCCUCUCCCGUCAACUGAUGAUGGCGCUAAGACGCUGAAACAAAAUGACGAGGAGCUUAGCAUCAUUCUGGAGCAAUAUAAAAGGCAGGGUUCUUACACUGUCAUCUAUGCCGGCGGCCCCAAGAAGGAGACACUCAAGACCUAUACGCCCGAGUUCGAGGAGACUACGCGUCAGGAAUUGAAGAGACAGCUCAACCCCGUCCAACCGAGAGCAGACAAUACCACCAACCUUCCCCUCUUCCAGAAAUACCAAUACUUUACCCCAGGCAUCUUUAUGGCUUUGAUCACGUUAAUAGUCCUGAUGACCAUUCUGUACGGCGGUAUCGCCGCAGUUGCUAGUCUCGAAGUCCCGUACGGCGCGUUUGACAAGGAGAUGGGCCCGGCCGCGCAAAAGAAGCAGCAGUAAAGGGCAUACAUGCAUACAUGCCAAAGCAAUCCAACUGGGUGUGAUAAUUAGGUGGUAUGAUCCAAGUAGUCAGUAGCAAUGUACGAUUUUGGGUUCACGGGAGUCCGGAUAAUGGGUAGCAUAGAAGUCGACUAAGGCUUCCAAACAUACGACAGCUUGUCAUCAAACGGGAGGAGACUGUAGAUAUAGUAUGCAA